UGAACGUUAGGCGUGUGGCGGUAAAGAUAAAGGCUAAGGCUAUCUGUUUGUUCUGACCUCAGUGAAGCCCCUACAUCUGACACUAUCUGCGCUGCGCGCGCACGUUUCUGUCAGUGAAACGAGACCGAAAUGAAAGCGAAAGCAACUUUGUUUGCAUGGCGGUUUCUUCGCUCCUCGACUGGACGGCUCUGAACGGCGGUGUCUAUCAUGUUUAUUGUAUUUGGUGGUCUUUUCCUUGCAGUGUUAGCUUCAGGUGUAGGCCCCUGUGGAUCUCAGUCUGUGCAUAAUGUCCAGUGGUUGCCGUGUCAGUUUGUGGAUGAGUCAGUACAUUUAAAUCAUGAGGGUCACAAAGAGACCAAAUACCACCAUCGAAAUGCAGUGCUGCAGUUCGGUUUUUUAGGAGACCGUCCUAUAAACCAGGAUGUCAUCACCUUCCUUGCAGUAGCUUCAAAGGUGGACAUGAGGCGCUAUGUGGAAGGUGGCGAAGACACGCUGCAGUGUGAGAUCCGCAGAUACAGCACUGGAGGCAUUGUCAUGCGUUGGCCUGGUUUAGGGGCACAAGAGCAUGACAUCUGGUUCACCUGUACUCUCACACACACUGAGGGGCUGUUUGUCAUCACCACCUUUCUCAGACACACACCUGCACAGGAAGGAAAUCAAGAGUGGAUUCAGUUUGCAGACAGGGAGCUUCUGACCACCUCAGCUGCGAUGGUUGUAAUGACACGCACCCCUAGUGUUGCAGUGGGCUUAAUGAAGGAUCAGACCCUGCACUGUCAGUUUGCUGUGGAUCAUAAGCAGGCCAACGUGACCGUAGAGUGGAGGCUUCAGCGACGUGGCGAACGCACCAAGCUCUUCGGCUAUUCUAGCCGCUCAGGCAAGACCGAAGGCAGCGGAGUGUCUGUCAAAGCCAUUGGAGCCGGAAACGCCGCUCUAAAACUUCCCCUCACCUCCCAGGCCAGCGAGGGCACAUACGUGUGCUCAGUGCUCGUCCCCCCUCUCUACGGCAGCCAUGACAUCACUCUCAACAUCCACGAGCCCCCUCGUGUGUCAGUGAACGUGGGCUCAUCUUUGUCUCUAACUCUGGGUGGAGAGCAGAAGGUGGUGUGUGAUGCUGAGGGAUAUUACCCGCUUGAUGUCAACAUUGAGUGGCUGCGUGAGCCGGCUGGUUCCAGCUUUCUACCUGAGGUACUGAAGAACGUGCUGUACUCCAGCCACCGCCACAACAAAGACGGCACAUACUCGCUCUCAGCCUUCUUCCUGCUGCAGCCUGGCCUAGACGACUCUGGCUACAAGUAUACUUGCAGGGUUCACCACCAGGCUCUGCGCAUACCAAUCCGCAAGAGCUUCACCCUCACCGUCUCAGAGCAAGACUCUCUGUGGUAUGUCUUAGUCUUUGGGUUCAUUAUUACCAUGAUUGGACUUCUGUUCUGGCUAGUCCCUCAGUACCUUAAAGCAAAACAAAAUUCAGCAAGAAAGGCAUUCUGAAACAUGCCAGAGGACUUACAGCUCCACUCCAAGGAGACAGACAACACUAUCCCUCUUCUCUCCCUCUUCUCUCCCUCCAUCUUCCCUCCUUCACUCCCUGCUGGAUCCAUGGAUCAGGUGUUUCACUUUGGAGCCUCUGGAGGUUGUUGUGAAGGCUGGUGCCAAUCUCCAUGUUUUUAGGACUUUAUUAAACUGCGCAAUGGUGCAGAAGAUAAAAGAAUUGCCUUUACAAAAUGUCUGUGUUCAGGUCUUAACAUUGAGCUCAACACCAAGAAUCCUGCCAGAGUGUUCUGUUGGAAGUAAAUGGAUAGAUAGAUCUGACUUCAUGAAUAAUAUGGGCUCUUUUAUGAUCAUUUUCACUUGAUCCAGCAACUGAAAUUUUCUGGAAUUUGGUAAGAUAUUUAUUAGACACAUGUAAAUAAUAACAGAUCUACAAAAAUUGCUCUGGGCUGAUUUUAGAAGACUGUAGAUAUACUUACACUCUCAGACUGUUCAAAAUGAUUCAGGUUUAGGUUUGGAUUUAGUCUUUACAGGAAUCAAAUGUAAAUUAUUCGCUUACAUGGCUGCAUUUUGGCAGAUUAGAAGAUUUUAUUUGGUUGUUUUGCAAAAUACUUGAAUAAAAACAUAUUAAAAAGAACAAAAAAUAGUAAAAUAUU
Colossoma macropomum (tambaqui) is the source of this 2141-nucleotide messenger RNA. RefSeq names its product dehydrogenase/reductase (SDR family) member 13b.2 (gene dhrs13b.2). NCBI's taxonomy places the organism in Eukaryota, Metazoa, Chordata, Actinopteri, Characiformes, Serrasalmidae. The record is from RefSeq and is a predicted model, not a curated record. The coding region runs from base 208 to 1485 and encodes 425 amino acids. The transcript is spliced from 8 exons.